AUGAACAUGGCUAUGAACAGUAUGAUCAAAGAGGAGGGCGACGUCUACAAGCAAGACAAGAACGAAGAGAGCGACGUCUACACGCGCGAAUACCGGAAAAUCCCCACCAUAAUCGCCAAGGCGGUCAAGACUGCCGAAUUGACGAACACGUCGCUUACUCCAUAUCAAACGACAUCCGCGGUAUUAAGACAGCCAAAGGAAAGCCUGUCGUCAAGCUUCUUCUCCAUCGACGACUGCACAAAGGAGACGAGAUCACCCAAGCAAAGUGGAAAGAACUCGACGCCAAAGCUCCGUCGGAUCGGCUAUCAGAAGAUGAACGGCCGGUGA
This is a messenger RNA of Alternaria ventricosa, 327 nucleotides long. RefSeq lists its product as uncharacterized. The record is from RefSeq and is a predicted model, not a curated record. The transcript has 2 exons. The coding region runs from base 1 to 327 and encodes 108 amino acids. Lineage: Eukaryota; Fungi; Ascomycota; Dothideomycetes; Pleosporales; Pleosporaceae.